This is a messenger RNA of Ixodes scapularis (black-legged tick), 810 nucleotides long. RefSeq names its product 28S ribosomal protein S10, mitochondrial (gene mRpS10). The record is from RefSeq and is a predicted model, not a curated record. The transcript is spliced from 6 exons. The coding region runs from base 147 to 761 and encodes 204 amino acids. Lineage: Eukaryota; Metazoa; Arthropoda; Arachnida; Ixodida; Ixodidae. Gene Ontology annotation, cellular component: mitochondrial small ribosomal subunit; mitochondrion.
UCCAAUCCAAUCCAAUAUCAGCAAAAAAUGUUUGCGGUCGCCGUGCUCGACGCUCGUGCUCGGUCGGGUUGAUUCAGAUAUGCUACUUGCAUUUUAGGAGUUUCUCGAAAGUUUCUCGGGCUUCGCAGUCACUGUCUUGGACAACGAUGUGUUCAAGAGUAUUGUCAACAGCCAAGGUCAUCAACGCGGCCCUCAGACGGGUGUCCAGGGAUACAACUGGACUUAAUGCCGCCACGAAUCAGCACUUGCGGAACCGGGCUCCCUAUGCUCUCCAGCUUCGGGCAUGCUCACAGAGCCUCGUUAAGCAAGAUGCUGCUCAAGUUAAAACUGGGCAGACGAUGGAAGAGGAGGAGGAGCUGGACAAGCUCUUCAAGUAUGUGGAGGUGGAGGUCAGAGGUCAUGACCCCGCUGUGCUACGCAGCUACAAGUGGUACGCCAUGGAGGCAGCAAAGAUGCUCAACAUCACGGUGUCCAAUACCUGGGAACCCAAGAAGGUGCACCACAGGCUGACACUGCUCAAGGCACCCUUUGGCAAGAAGAAGCACAUGGUGCAGUACGAGGCGAGGACAUACUUCCAGGUCAUCCAGUUGAAGCACCUGACCGGGUCGACGGCCGACACCUACCUGGAGUACGUGCAGCGUAACCUGCCCGAAGGCGUCGCAAUGAAGGUGACCAAGACCUCGCUGGAGAGGCUCCCGGAUUAUAUUAAACCACCGACGCAAGCUGAGAGCAGUGAGAGGUCUUCGACUGAAGCAUCAUAGCAAGCAAGGAUCAUUUAUGUGUAUUAAACAAAGUUAGGUUUUAUCUGUA